This is a messenger RNA of Phycodurus eques (leafy seadragon), 3718 nucleotides long. It is a transcript of the gene mapk7, whose product is annotated as mitogen-activated protein kinase 7. Gene Ontology annotation, cellular component: nucleus; cytoplasm. The record is from RefSeq and is a predicted model, not a curated record. Bases 368 to 3550 code for a protein of 1060 amino acids. Gene Ontology annotation, biological process: cell surface receptor signaling pathway; intracellular signal transduction; protein phosphorylation. Gene Ontology annotation, molecular function: ATP binding; MAP kinase activity. The transcript has 7 exons. NCBI's taxonomy places the organism in Eukaryota, Metazoa, Chordata, Actinopteri, Syngnathiformes, Syngnathidae.
UCCGGGACACGCAAAACUUCCAGCUUUAGUGUGAUGCUAUUCUUCGAAAAAUAUCCCCUACUUUAUGGACGACUUGUUGCAGUAACGCGGAGGCGAUGAUAAACCAAACGGGACUGUCGUAGUUUAUGUCACAGAAUCGCCCGCGUGGCUCAACGGGGGUGAAGGUGAACGCGUUUGAGCCCCGAGAGUGUGCAUUUCGUCCGAUAGAUGGCGGUCGUGCAACUUAAUGGCUGGCGACCGCCGUGAAACGACUCCGAAGAAGAAGACAAAGACAAGGAAACGGCAGACCAAUAAACAAGACACAGACAUGCAACCGAGGGAUUAAAAAGGCUCAAUUCACUGGCGCGUGGGUGAGCUCGCAAGAGAUAUGUCAUCUGAGGAGCAUGGAGAUGGUCAAAACUGUCAACCUGUGGCCGUGGCGCCUGAAAGAAUGACGACCGCACAAGAUGACGACAAUCAGCAUGCGGUCAAGACGAUAAGCGGCAGCACAGACACCAGCACAACUGCCAAAAACUUGGCUUUGCUUAAAAAGCACUCGCUGGAUGUGAAAUUUGAUGUGGGCGAGGAGUAUGACGUCAUUGAAACCAUUGGCACCGGUGCCUAUGGUGUCGUGUCAUCUGCCAGGAGACGAGAUAAUGGCCAGCAGGUGGCGAUAAAGAAGAUCUCCAAUGCCUUCGAAGUGGUGACAAACGCCAAGCGUACCUUGAGGGAGCUGAAAAUUCUCAAGCACUUUAAACAUGACAACAUCAUCGCCAUCAAAGACAUCCUGCAGCCGAACCUUCCUCACUCUGCCUUCAAGUCUGUGUAUGUCGUGCUGGACCUCAUGGAAAGUGACUUGCACCAGAUCAUCCACUCAGUCCAAGCGCUCACCCCGGAGCACACUCGCUACUUCUUGUACCAGCUCCUCCGCGGCCUUAAGUACGUGCACUCUGCCAACGUCAUCCACCGGGACCUCAAGCCCUCCAACUUGCUGGUGAACGAGAACUGCGAGCUGAAAAUCGGAGACUUCGGCAUGGCCAGGGGUCUGAGCUCCCAAGCAGAGGACUCUCAUUCCUUCAUGACCGAGUAUGUGGCGACACGAUGGUAUCGGGCUCCCGAGCUGCUCCUGUCCCUGAAUCAUUACACUUUGGCCAUUGACAUGUGGUCCGUGGGCUGCAUCUUUGCCGAAAUGUUGGGGCGAAAGCAGCUUUUUCCCGGCAAGCACUACGUCCACCAGCUCCAGCUCAUUUUGUCCGUGUUGGGCACCCCUCCCAAGGGGCUAAUUGGUGCUAUUAGAGCCGACAGGGUGCGUUCGUACGUUCAGUCUCUUCCGUCCCAAUCUGCUGUGCCCUUAGCCAAACUGUACCCCCAAGCAGAGCCUGGCGCUCUGGACCUGCUUGCUUCCAUGCUCCGCUUUGACCCACGCGAGCGAAUCAGUGUGACUCAGGCACUGGAACAUCCGUACCUGGCCAAGUACCACGAUCCAGAUGACGAGCCAAUCUGCGUGCCGGCGUUCGACUUUGAGUUUGACAAGCUUCCCAUAAGCAAGGAGCAAAUCAAAGAGGAAAUUCUCAUGGAGAUCCAAGACUUUCAUAGAAACAAGCAGGGCUCGCGUCAGAGGCUCCAGUUUAGGCCAUUGGUGAGGACAAACGGCAGCGGUGUCGGCGGAGGAGCCGCAACACAAAGCAGUAAGGUCUCCUCGACGAGCCUAAGUGAGUCCACACGGGUUCCCAGCAAACAGAACCAGCAGAGAGAGGCGGAGUCGACAGAGCAACGAAGACCAGCCGAGGUUAACCGGACAUUCACAAAUCAAAUGGACACAUGUAAUAAAGAUGCCCUCAAUUUACCGUGCCUCACGAAAAGCGAAAGCGGUCCGGUCGACGUGGACAUGCCCAGCGCCAGUUCGGACAGUGGCCAACCGGAGACCAUCGAUUUGACCACACCCGAGACCGGUCACGUUGCGGAACCCAUGCGGGACAACGAGGGGCAGGAAAGGAGGCCUCAGCCCAGCCGGAACCAGAACCAGAACCAGCACCAGCCUCCUUCCUCCAUGACACCUUUAGCCAGUACUGUGCCUUCUCUGUCGCUGUCAGCUGCCCAAGCUCAGUCACUGUCCCACAGCCUCUCACAGUCACUGGCUACGAACCAGAGGCCUGCCCAAGGUACCUCAGAGGGGCCCAGGAAAGAAGGGACGAUAUCAGAAGACACCAAAGCAGCUCUGAAAGCAGCUUUAUUCCGAAAUAAAGCCAGAGGUGAUGGAGGUGUUCCUCCACUGGGCACAGAGGUGUCCACUGGAGGAGGAGGAACAUCGUCGUCUAUUUCCAAUCCAGAGUCGCGUCGGCCCGUCACAGCUCAGGAACGCCAGCGAGAGCGUGAGGAGAAGCGGAGGAAGAGGCAGGAACGAGCCAGGGAGAGGGAGAAGAAACUGAAGGAGAAGGAGCGGCGAGAGGGAAGGCAUGGGGACUCGCUGGGCGGAGUCCUGCUGAGUGACGACGACAAGAGCCUCUUGCAGCGGUGGACAAAGAUGAUGGACAGCCGCAAUGACAAAUCUCACGCGCCUAAUAGCGAAGGAGGAAAGAAUAAUGUGAAUGUUGUUUUGGGGGACAAUGCUCAAGGAUCACCUAACAACAAACCUGAAAAGGAAACAACAAAGUUUCCAUCUCACGAGCAGCUAAUCUCUCAAGUCCGAGCCAGUCAGUCUGGUUUUCUGCAGCCUCCCAGCAAAAGCCAGCAAUUACUCUUUGCAAUGAGCCAGAAGAAACCAGCAGAUGUUGUCCUUGCCGUAAGCAGCUGCGUGGACCUGAUGGCAGUCUCUGGUGGCUUUGUUAAGAACAACACGCUCAAACCUCACGACGAGAGCGGUGGCCCGAGCGGGUUCAACUGCUUCGGUAAUUGGAGCGGACAGCAAUUAGAGAGUGGGCCAUCACAACACGCAAAAUUGCACAAGACACUGCCACAGCAAAACUUUCUCACAACGCAAAGUCACGCCGUAACCAACUCCCAGAAGCAGCUUCUUCCAUUGGAGACUUUUUUGACCAAAGGCCCGACCACACUAAGCACCAGCGAAGCCAACGGGGAUAUUGGCGGCAACAAUCACCUCAACCAUCACCUCACGCCCUCGACUGCUAACACCGGGCCUGUGGAGAAGCUGUGUUCCUCCGUUGGGGAAAAAUCUCUGUGCGGGAUCCCCUCACAUGCUCAUCCCAGUUUGGGCUUCACAGAUACUGGACAGGAAGGGCCCUCCAUUGCCCCUGACAUCCACACAGUAACACUACAGCUCUCCAAGUCUCAGGUUGAGGACGUGUUGCCCCCAGUGUUUUCGGUCACCCCUAAAGGCAGCGGGGCGGGCUACGGCGUGGGCUUCGACCUGGACGAUCUUCUCACUCAGUCACUCACAGAGCUGCAACACUGUGACCGAGACAGUUACGACUCGGCUCCACUUUCAGCCUCGCUUUUAUCCGAUUGGAGCGAGGUUCACCGAAUGACGCUGGCCGACCUGGAAUCGCUGCAGCAGGAGCUCCAGCUGGGCUCUCCCAUGAUUCUCUGUGAUUCCAUCCCACCUGAUGCCUGACCGAGUGCCCAUGCUUGUUUGAAUGUCAGGAUUUUUUGACUGAAUGAAUUAAUUUAAAAGUAAUUUUAGUUUUGUGAACUGCAUUACCAUGUUUUUUUUUUUUUUUUUUACGUUGGUCUCCUAGACCUAAAAACAAACAAACAAAUCACCGUAUCAGCCUGUGAAUGU